UGUAGCGCGGAUAGCUGCAGCUCCACCAAAUAAAGAGCAUUUGAAGCUCAGUUCGUGUUCAUUUCAUACAAGCACCUGAUCCAAGAGCAAGGGCAUUCAACAUGGGCCGUCUUGAAGGAAAGAACUGUAUUGUAACGGGAGCCGCCGGAGGAAUUGGUCUGGAGACCUGCAUCCUCUUCGCUCGCGAAGGUGCUAACGUCCUGCUCUCCGACAUCUCCGGUCCCGCCUUGGAAAGGGCCCUCGAGAAGCUCAAGUCCAUUGUCCCAGAUGCCAAGAAGCUUGAUACCAAAGUCACAGAUGUCUCCAAAGAAGCCGACGUCCAAGCCAUGGUUGAGCACCUCGACUCCUGGGGCGGCGUGGACGUUAUCUUCAACAAUGCCGGCAUAAUGCACGCCGAUGACGCCGAUGCGGUUGACACGCCUGAAAAAAUCUGGGAUCUCACGCAGGCGAUCAAUGUCAAGGGCGUAUGGUUUGGUAGCAAGCAUGCUGUCCUGAGCUUCAGGAAGCAUGGCAAGAAGAAGGCCAGUGUCAUCAACACUGCGAGUGUUGUAGCUCUUGUCGGCGCCGCGACGCCGCAACUUGCCUAUACUGCAAGCAAGGGCGCCGUUUUGGCGAUGACGAGGGAAUUGGCCAUGGUUCACGCGAGGGAGGGUUUCCGCUUCAAUGCGCUUUGCCCGGCACCACUCAACACUCCUCUCCUCCAGGACUGGCUUGGCGACGACGCUGCGAAGCGCCACCGUCGUGAAGUCCACUUCCCAACCGGUCGUUUCGGUGAGGCCAUCGAGCAGGCACAGGCAGUUCUCUUCCUUGCUAGUGACGAGAGCAGCUUCGUCAACGGUACGGACUUCGUUGUUGAUGGUGGCAUGACCAGGUGUUAUGUCACGCCGGAGGGUCCGGCUACGGAGCCGCCGAAGAACAACGCCCGCUAAAUGACUUUAGCUGAUUAGUCGGCAUGAAGUAGUAGCAGCGGGGGCGAUUUUUAUUACUCUAGGUAACGAGACUGGCGUGGGUUAUGGCUAGGAUAUGAGGCGUUAGGUGGGAGGGUCCUGAUAUGGGAUGGGUUGCAUGUGCUGCUCUUCGAGCCUUGAUACAUUUACCAUGAUGGAAUGCCGCAAUGUGCGCGACUAUGCAGUGAUAUAUCUGUAUGUUCUGUUUCCACCUUGGAAGGUCACUGCGUCAAGCUGCGCCGAUGCAACUCAGUCUGUACUCCCUACUCUUCAUGACAGCUUCCUUUCACUGAUCAUCAAUUUCCUCGGCACGCAUAUUUUUGCUUAGUUCCUUUCUCUUCAGAAACGCGAUAACAUGUGUAAGGGUGCAAAUCUUAUCUAGCUAGCUUGUUCGUAGCAGGGAUA
This is a messenger RNA of Paraphaeosphaeria sporulosa, 1352 nucleotides long. Its product is annotated as NAD(P)-binding protein. The record is from RefSeq and is a predicted model, not a curated record. The transcript is spliced from 4 exons. Lineage: Eukaryota; Fungi; Ascomycota; Dothideomycetes; Pleosporales; Didymosphaeriaceae. Gene Ontology annotation, molecular function: oxidoreductase activity. Bases 102 to 929 code for a protein of 275 amino acids.